GCCCCAAAGCGCGUCCUCCUCCUCCGCCCUCCUCCUUCUGAGCCAGAAGCUGAGCAUCGCGCAGAGGGCGGAGACACCACCUUUGGGCCCCUCUUCCCCUCUCGCCGAGCCCCCUCUCCUUCCCGGCUGACUUGACCCCGCCAUGUCGGUCAUGGUGGAGAUUGGCGACAACCAAUCGGAGAGGAUGACUGCCGACGACAUCAUCGUCCACACGCGGCAGGUGAUGAAAGGUCUGGAGGCCCUGCGCAGCGAAAACAAAAGCAUCCAUCACCGGCUGCAGGAGGCUUUGCUGAGAGACAGGCAGAUCCUGGACGAGAGAGAGGAGGCCGUGGAGGCAGAUGCGGAGGCCGCGGACACGCAGGCGCUGGAACUGCUGGAGGAAAAGCACGACCUGGUCUACAAGAGUCUGGAAGGGAUUGAGCUGGGCAUUGCGGAGGCCCAGAUGAUGGUAGCUCUGUCCUCUCACAUCGGGUCGCUGGAGGCAGAGAAGCAGAAGCUGCGGGCUCAGGUCAAGCGUCUCUGCCAGGAGAACCUCUGGCUGCGGGACGAGCUGGCACUCACCCAGCUGCGCCUUCAGCACAGCGAGCAGUCGGUGGCGCAGCUGGAGGAAGAGAAAAAGCACCUCGAAUUCCUCAACCAGCUCAGGCAAUAUGACCCGAGGGAUGAUCAGGCAGAGAAAGACGACUCGGAGCAGAGGAAGGACAGCCUGUCUUCGCUCUUCCCCAACGAUGACGAUGAGCCGAGGCCGGCAGGAGGGAGCCCCAGCGCAGCCGCUUCGGCCGCUCAGCAAGGGGGCUACGAGAUCCCGGCGCGGCUGCGGACCCUCCACAACCUGGUGAUCCAGUACGCUUCCCAGGGGCGCUACGAAGUGGCCGUCCCCCUCUGCAAACAGGCGCUGGAAGACCUAGAGAAGAGCUCCGGCCACAGCCACCCGGACGUGGCCACCAUGCUGAACAUCUUAGCCUUGGUUUAUAGGGACCAGAACAAGUACAAGGAAGCCACACAGCUGCUGAACGAUGCCCUCGAUAUCCGGGAGCAGACCCUGGGUGUGGAGCACCCCGCCGUGGCUGCGACUCUUAAUAACCUGGCCGUGCUCUAUGGCAAGAGGGGGAAAUACACGGAAGCCGAGCCGCUCUGCAAGAGAGCCUUACAGAUCCGAGAGAAGGUGUUGGGCACCGAUCAUCCAGACGUGGCCAAGCAGCUGAACAACCUGGCGCUCCUGUGCCAGAACCAAGGGAAGUUUGAGGAGGUGGAGCAGUACUACCAGAGGGCUCUCUGCAUCUACCAGACCCGGCUGGGGCCGGACGACCCAAACGUGGCCAAGACAAAGAACAACCUGGCAUCAUCUUACCUGAAGCAGGGCAAAUACCAGCAGGCUGAGGAGCUCUACAAGGAAAUUCUUUCCACGCAUGACCAGGAUUUGGGCGUCAGCAGAGGCGAUGACAGCAGAACUGGAGCCGGAAGAGGCGCUCUGUAUAGCCAGGACUCCCUCGGGAACCUGAGGCGCAGCAGCUCGUUUUCCCGCUUCCGCGAGUCCCUCAAGCGAGGCAGCGAGAAACUCGUCUCCAAACUCAAAGGGGAAGGCGGCCGGCGACCCAUUGCAGCCUCGGCCCCAGGGAUGAAAAGGGCCACUUCCCUGAAUGUCUUGCACGUGGGCGAGAGAGCAGCUUCCGCGUCCCCGACGCAGCCCGGCAGGACCCUGACCGGCGCCCGGACGCUGAGCUCCAGCUCCCAGGACCUCAUGCAAAGCGGCUCCACUUAGGCCUGGCCUGGCCCCCCCCCUUCCAC
Lacerta agilis (Sand lizard) is the source of this 1788-nucleotide messenger RNA. It is a transcript of the gene KLC3, whose product is annotated as kinesin light chain 3. The record is from RefSeq and is a predicted model, not a curated record. Gene Ontology annotation, molecular function: kinesin binding. Bases 143 to 1762 code for a protein of 539 amino acids. Gene Ontology annotation, biological process: axo-dendritic transport. The transcript has 13 exons. Lineage: Eukaryota; Metazoa; Chordata; Lepidosauria; Squamata; Lacertidae. Gene Ontology annotation, cellular component: membrane-bounded organelle; cytoplasm; kinesin complex.